UUUUAAAUAAUUUGUUUGAAAACUAUAUCGAAACCAAUUUACUCGUAGAUACAGGAAUGCAUAUUUGUUAUUAUAUAAAAAGAAAACAAAUGCAUUUCAUAUGCAUCGAUAUUGUUUAAUCAUUUUUUAUAUGAUUGCUAAAUAAAAUAAUAAUAAAUUAAAUAAUGAAUUGCAGGCAACAUGCUGGAAAAGAGAUCGAUGAAUCGAUUUUCGAAGAAAUAUGUGACAUUAUAUUCGACUUAAUACCUCAAGCACCGCAAUUGAAACAGCUCUUUUUAAAUUGGAGUGAAUUAAAUGACAGAGAAAGAACACGAUUGGAUGUGAAAAGUCUGCUAUGGUGUUGUCCAAAAAGAAAUCUUUACAAAUCAUUACGCGAAGCCAUGAUCCGUUGGGAAAAUAUACAGGAGACUGAAGGUGCUCCAGGAUGCGAACCAAGUACAAUACCGUCGCGUUAUUCUCAUUUGGAAGAGGAACUCGGAAAUCUGGUCUUUAAUAUGGAAAUUUGUUUGUUGAAAAGAUCUGAAAAUAUGUAUGACCGUGUUGUUGAUAAACGAACAACUAACAGUAGUCCUCCUUCGAGUAAUAUUAAUUGUAAGAGAAAUAGUUUCACGCUAUUAUCAAAUUGCAAAGAUUAUUGUCGUGUUAUCACCAAUCCGAAAACAAGCUCUUUACGUUCUAUACAUAGCUGGUGUUGUUCCGUCGACAGUAAAAGCUCCGAAGAUGAGCUAAGUGGUUAUUUGACAAAUUGAUAUUCAGCAAUAAUCCUAUACAUUUUGUUGUCUCUAUCGUGUUUUUUUUUUGUUUAGAAUAAACAAUACAUCUUGCAUUGAACGAACUCUCUUUUUCGAUGAGAAAAAGAGACGACGUUAAUGACAUAAAAUAUUUUAUUAUAUUAUUUAUAGGUUCAAGGUGCACGAACGUACAAUUAGAUAAUAUAAUUAAUCGAUUAAUCACUAUAGCGCAAGUCAUAUAUAAUAGAAUCGAAGGAAUUUUUCAUUUGUAAUAUGUAUAAUAUUGUUUUCAAAUUAUUUAGAACACUUUAAACAUCCGAACUUUCUUUUUUUCUAAGUUCCUUCGAUAAUUAAAAUUUUGUUAAUUGAUUUGUUUUUAAAAGUAAUCAUUGCCGUCCAUUAGGACAAUACUCAAUACUUCAUCGUAGCUAAUUAAAACUGUUCAGGAACACAAUUUUUUUUCUUUUCUUUCUUUUGUUAACUUUUUUUUGUUAUUGUUCUUAUUGUUUCUUUGACAAUUUGCAAUAUCUACGUUUUCUUUCCCGGUUAUUUUGUGCAAAUCGGCGUCGACACCAUCGUGGAACG
Polistes canadensis is the source of this 1316-nucleotide messenger RNA. RefSeq lists its product as uncharacterized. The transcript is spliced from 3 exons. The record is from RefSeq and is a predicted model, not a curated record. The coding region runs from base 165 to 749 and encodes 194 amino acids. Lineage: Eukaryota; Metazoa; Arthropoda; Insecta; Hymenoptera; Vespidae.